Molecule: messenger RNA, 666 nt
Organism: Alternaria atra
Lineage: Eukaryota; Fungi; Ascomycota; Dothideomycetes; Pleosporales; Pleosporaceae
Exons: 2
Coding region: 1-666 (221 amino acids)
Biological process (GO): mitochondrial respiratory chain complex IV assembly
Cellular component (GO): mitochondrial inner membrane
Source: RefSeq, a predicted model, not a curated record
AUGCCUCCUCCACGGCUCUCUCCAGCGUUACUUCGAGCGCGACCGCAAGCGAAUUACCAAUGUCUCCGCCGCAUAGCACCCUUCCGCCGCGCAUCAACCACACCACCACACAACGACAUAAAACCCGUCGUACCCUGGAAAACACCAACAAGUGUCUGGUCACCCGAGAACCUCAUUCCCCCACCUAAAGAUGGCGAGGUACUAUUGGAGCGCCGACCAAACCGUGCAUUACCACCAGUACCACCCCUGAUAUCCCCCCAAGUACUAAAAACCCUCCCCAUCUUCAUCAUCGCCAUGACAAUCUCCCUCUUCGCCUUCUUCAACUACCAAAAGCAAGAAUCCUCCGUCGUAACCGCAACCCUCUACGCCCUGCGCACCAACCCCCUCGUCCGCGAACAGCUCGGCGACGAAAUCUAUUUCGCGAGCAAAUACCCUUGGAUCAGGGGUGAGAUCAACCAGCUGCACGGGCGCAUUGAUGUUAGCUUUUGGGUCAAGGGGACGAAGAGGGCGGGGGAGGUCAAGCUCAAGUGUAGGAGGAGGGGGAGAGGUGGGCUGUAUUAUACACAGGAGUAUAGUUUGACGAUGGAGGAUGGGACGAGGAUGGAACUCUAUGAUCCACAGGGGAAUGCCAUUGAUCCGUUCCAGGCAAUUGCUAUCGAGGAGUAG